Molecule: messenger RNA, 22173 nt
Organism: Mastomys coucha (southern multimammate mouse)
Lineage: Eukaryota; Metazoa; Chordata; Mammalia; Rodentia; Muridae
Gene: Syne2
Product: spectrin repeat containing nuclear envelope protein 2
Exons: 118
Coding region: 827-21526 (6899 amino acids)
Cellular component (GO): membrane
Molecular function (GO): protein binding
Source: RefSeq, a predicted model, not a curated record
CACUCUGUAGACCAGGCUGUCCUUGAACUCAGAAAUCUGCCUGCCUCUGCCUCCCAAGUGCUGGGAUUAAAGGGGUGCACCACCACUGCCUGGCUAUCGUUUUCUUUUUGUGCGUUCCCGGGUUUUGUUUUUUGUUUGUUUUUGAACCAGGGUAUAUCAUUUAGCUGAGAUUGCCCUCAACAUUGUUGUGUAGUUAAGGCUAGCCCUGAACCGUUGAUCCUUCUGGCGCAGCCUCCCAAGACUCGGGUUACUGUGGCACUAUGCCAGGUUUGAACUUCAAAUCUGAUAGGCUGAACUAGAAUCUUAACAUCACUGUCUUACAAGUCACCAACUUGACUUUAACUUCUAGAUGGAACCGAAUUUAUUAAAAGAUUUUAAAGUUUUAAUUCCAGGAAGUUAUUUCAGGCAAGGCAAACGAACGUCUAUAAUUAAAGACUGAACUACUUCCAAGAAAGAGGCUGGAAAAUGUUCCAUGCUGGCAGGUGGUGAUGUUGUUUCCCCAUUGGCUGGGGUCUGAAUCCACAACCUUCUAAGACUGGCUAGUUUCAAAAGAAUCAUCCGGUUUGGUCAUUGAAUAAGAAGAAAUGGGAAUAUGAAAUUCCAGCAAUAAGAAAUAAAUGAAGAUUGGAGCUGAAGCCCAUCAAGCUCAGGAUCCAAAUUCAGUCACCCAUACCAAAGUUCCACGUCCAAAGAGGAACUAAGUUGUUGCCCAGCCUUUGAGGAAAUCAAAAGAGAAAGAUAACUUAUGGUCUGGAUUUCACCUGGAGGCGGAUCAAAGUUCACUUCAAUUGAGAUGGAUGUGGUCUAAUCUCCACUGAGUCAAAGAAUGGCCGCUAGCUCUGUGCCUCCCACGGAAGAUGGACAGGGUUUCUUGGGCAUUGAUGAUCUGCACUUUUCACUGCAAGCCGAGCAGGAGGACACUCAGAAGAAAACCUUCACCUGCUGGAUAAACUCACAGUUGGCAAAGCACACACCUCCCUCAGUUGUAUCUGACUUAUUCGCAGACAUUAAGAAGGGGCAUGUCCUCCUGGAUCUGUUAGAAGUCCUCUCAGGACAGCAGUUGCCUCGGGAUAAAGGAUCUAAUACAUUCCAGUGUAGAAUCAACAUAGAGCAUGCCCUGACAUUCCUGAAAAACAGAUCCAUCAAGCUAAUAAAUAUCCAUGUUGCUGACAUUGUAGAAGGAAACCCAUCCAUUAUCCUUGGCCUGAUUUGGACCAUCAUUCUGCACUUUCAUAUUGAGAAGCUUGCUCAGACUCUGUCCUGCGAUUACAAUCAACCUCCACCGGAGGUUGUGAGUGUGGCUGACUCAUCUCCUACCUCAACUCCUUCCACUAAGAAGUGCUCCAAAGCUCAAGCUCAAGCAAGAUGGCAGUGGUCGGCCAAGAAGGCCCUUCUUCAGUGGGCUCAGGAGCAGUGUGCCGGGUCUGAGUCUGUCAGUGUGACAGAUUUUAAGUCAAGCUGGAGAAAUGGGAUGGCUUUUUUGGCUGUCAUUCAUGCCUUGCGACCAGACCUGAUUGACAUGGACAGCAUGAGGCACAGAUCCAACAAAGACAAUCUGAAAGAAGCCUUCAGGAUUGCAGAACAUGAGCUAAAGAUCCCCAAGUUGCUGGAACCGGAAGAUGUAGACGUUGUGAAUCCGGAUGAAAAGUCCAUCAUGACUUACGUGGCACAGUUCCUGAAGUAUUCGAAGGAUGCGCCCGGCCCUGGAGGCACAGCACAGGCCAAGGUGAGGGAUGCUAUGGCCUGGCUCACUCUUCAAGAGAAGAGAUUACAGAAGAUGCUGAAGGAUUCAGCAAGUGAGACCUACUGUAACAAGUAUCAUAGUCUGCUAUCAUUUAUGGAGUCACUGAAUGAAGAAAAGGAAUCCUUUGUGGAUGUCCUGUCACUGAAAGGGAGGACGAGAGAGCUGAAUGAAGACGAGUUACAGCUGAGACAAGGCUGGACCAACCUCAUGCACCAGGUUGCUGCGUGGAAAUCCCAGCUGGAUGACGCCUUGCCUUCACCGCUCAAAGAGACGGAAGCGUGGCUGAAGGACGUAGAGGGUCUUGUGGAAGAAGGGGUGCCGACCUCCCAGAACUACUCUGAAGCCAGGACUCAGAUCCAAGGGAAAAUGUCUUUAUUCAAGAGUCUAAUGGGCAGCUUUGACUAUCAUUUGAAUGUUCCUUUGGCCUUUGAAACCAGAGCCGAGAAGAGCCUGCCAGCUGUGCCUCCUGCUAAACUGGAGGAGAUGACAAGACGAAUCAACAACAUUUCGGGUAAAAACUUCAUCCCACUUCUGGAGUUUCAUGACUCUAAGUGCUCAGUUCUCGCUUUGCUAGAUGAAGCGAAGGUCAAGUUGGAUGCUUGGAACGUCACUUACGGAAGCAAGGAGUCUGUGGAAAUUCUGCUGGAAGAUUGGCAUAAAUUUACUGGAGAGGAAAAGUUCCUAGCUCAACUUGAUACUUCUUUUCAAAAAUGCAAAGAAAUGUAUAAGAACUUGGCCAGAGAAUGUGAGAGUAUUAAAGAGGAGUAUGCGAUGCUGGAAAAGAAUGUUCACUUGUGCAGACAGCACAUCCAUAACACAAAGGCCACCCUUCAAAGAGUACUGGCGGCUUGGGCAACUUUUGAGGACGAUCUCUCCCUACUAAAGGCUUCUUUUGAGGUGAUGAAGAAGGAACAAAUUAAAGAGGUUCCUGUUGAGACGCUCUCGCAGUGGAACGCAAAGCACGCUUCUCUGAAUGAGGUGGGGAGUUUCCUGAUUGAAGUCUGCAGUAGAGAAGUUUCAUCGUCUGUUUUUAAAGAACUGAGAAGGCUGAAUAAAAGAUGGAGAAAGUUCAUCACAAAAACUCCACUCGACCUCAAACUGCCACUCGAGAAAACUGAGGGCCAGCCCACUGGGGACAGUUCUGGAGUGAGUCUGUCUAAGGAGUCAGCUAUGUCAGCAGAGCCUGGUGGGAGCCAUGGUGAGGACAUAAAGGCUGCAGAGAAGCAGGAAGUAGAAGAUGAAGAAUCAGCCGGACAAUUGAAAGUGUCUAAAGUCUCAGAAGAGGUCGAAAGACUCAUCAAACAGGUGAAAAUCUGGGAGUCAGAAACCAAAUCCAUCCUGGAUCUCCUUCGACAUCAAGAUGAGGAUGGAUCCUCAGAGGACACCUUGCAGCAUCUUAUUGCUAAAGGCUCUAUGUAUGAGGAACUUCUGGCCAGAACCGAAGAUACGUUACAGAUGGAUGUUCAAAGUGCUUCGAACAUGGAGUCCUUCCAAAAUGUCCUCAGAGCUGACCUUCAGGCAAAGAUCCAAGAAGCUAAGGAAGGAGUUCAGAUCAUCAUGGUAGAAUUGUCUGCAGUGUUGAAGAACUUAAGUGAUGAACCCCUGGAGCCAGACAUGAGGCUAAAGGUGGAGGAGGCUCAGAAGGAGCUGGAGUCCUCCAUCUCGAGAGCUGAGCAGUUACUUGGGCAACGAGAGCGCCCUGGUGGACUCAUCUCCAAGUACAAGGAAGCACUGGACAUUUCUAAUACCAGUAGUCUGGUCAAGUAUCUGCAAGCUGUUGAAGAACUGAAGCAAACUGUCCCAGAUGGUGUGAAGCUGCAGCUGGAAGAACAGAGUCGAGACGCGAGCGCCAAGUGGGAGCCACUCGGUCAGGAAAUUUCUUUGUAUCUCCAACAACUAAGAAUAGCCAUUGAAGAAGAAAAGCUUAAAGACAAUAUUGCAAGACUUGAAAAGCAAAUAAAUAAAGAAAAAAAGCUUAUCCGUAGAGGGCGGACCAGGGACCUCCGCAAGGAACAUGAGGUUUGCUUUUCUCCAGAAAGUAUCAAGUGCCAGCUAGAAGAGCAUGUGGGUGUUUUGAGGGUGCUGUGCAAAGAGCUGACAUCACCAGAGGACCAACAAGAACUGAAGAGAGCACUCAGAGAUUACGAACAAAAGAUAGAGAGACUUCUGAAAUGCUCUUCUGAGGUUCAUACGACCCUGCAGUCCCCCCAGGGAGGUGCACCGAAGGAGAGGGAUGCCUUGAUCACAACUGAGAACGGCAGAAGGGAUGCCCAUGGCGAGCCACCACUUGAGAUACCAGAUAACCAGCUGUCAGCUGAAAAGGUGAUGGAACCCACUAAAAAUUUUAGCCAGACAUCAGAAUUAAAGCCUCAGCAAGAAGAAAGCAUUAUGGAGAAGGGAGAAGAGGAUUGCAGUGCCUCUCUAAAUGACUUACGGGACAGGUAUGACACACAGAGGGAGCUUCUUGAGCAACACCUACAAGACAGCCAAUCCAGGGUCUCGUCUGACUUUCCAGCUGAGAAGGAGCGGAGCAGCGCCUGCCUGCAGGGUAAACUGGCGGAACUGCAGGUUUUACAGGCUGACACUGAUGUUCACUGGGAUGAGUUUGAAAUCACUUGGCUGAAUUUCAAAAGACUGGUGAGCGACGCGGAGAAGCUUGUACUAGACCAAGAGAGAGACUUAUUGAAGGGGAAUGAACAGAUUCUUCACGUGCUUCUUAACACCAGAGUGAAGUCACUGGAGAUGGCGCUACAGGUAGUGCUGCCUCUGGAGAAGGAGUGCUCUCCCCUGUGUGCCUCUGACCUGCCCUUCUGCACAGUGGCUGUCCAGGACCUGCAUCCUCUCGAGAUUGAUAGUGUCUAUCAGAACUUGCAGGAUAUCCGAGACUCCAUCGCAAAGCAGAUCAGAAUCUGUACCAGUUUGGAAGAGCCGAGUAACUCUGCACUGAGGGAGUUACACACACUAGAUAAGUGUGCGAUCCAGGACAUUGUACUGAAGUGCAGACUCCAGUUGGAGACCAUGAACCAGAAGGUAGAGAUGAGGGAGGAUGCCCUGGAUGCCCUGGAAGGGUUUCUGGCAUCUCUGAGAGCAGCUAAGCUCUCUGCUGAGCUCCCCGCAGACUCUCCUACCCCUAAAGCACCAGAAGAUGCCCCGGCAGUGAGAAGUGCUGAGGAAGACCUUCUCCUGAUGAAAGAGAAGGCCGGGCCUUUGGAUGAACGCUUGAGGACACUUGGCAUAAACAUUAAGGAAGUUGAGGAAGAGGAGAACACCACCUGCGAGAGACUUGUUGGUGCGUUGUCAGUAAACUUAGCAGCCAUGGGUGGCCAGAGUAAAGAGGAAGGACCUCCUGAGGACAAGAAGUUACUCGAAGCUUGUAGUUCCAAAACUCACGAGCUCUUUAAAAACAUUCAAGACAUCCAGAAUCAGAUCAGUAAAAUUGGUCUUAAGGAUCCCACCGCUCCAGCUGUGAAGCAAAGGAAAAAGUCAUUACUCAGGCUGGAUAAGGACCUAGAUGGAUUUGAAGAAGAAAAGGUGUGCAUUCAAAAAAUAGCUAGCUCUCUCCCACAAUUCCAGGAUGGCGGUGAGAAAGUCGUGAUUCAACAGUGUGAAGACACAGCAGCCUUGUGGGAGAGUACAAAAGCUUCUAUCACAGAGAGCCUUGAACAGUGUGAACGUGUUCUGGAGCUGCUAAGACAAUAUCAGAAUAUUAAAAACAACUUGACAGCUUUGAUUCAGAAGGAAGAGGGCAUCAUCUCCCAGCAAGCUUCCUACAUGGGAAAGGACAACCUGAAGAAAAAGAUAGCUGAGAUUGAAACUGUCAAAGAAGAAUUCAGCAACCAUUUAGAAGUUGUAGACAAGAUAAAUCAGAUUUGUAAAAACCUACAAUAUCAUCUAAACAAAAUGAAAAACUUUGAAGACCCCCCUUUUGAAAAAGAGGCAAAUGCUAUUGUGGAUAGAUGGCUUGAUAUAAACGAGAAGACAGAAGAAUACGGUGAAAACCUUGGCCGAGCGCUGGCCUUGUGGGACAAACUUUUUAACAUAAAAAACAGCAUUGAUGAGUGGACUGAAAAGAUCCUUGGGAAAGCAGAAUCCCAUGAGCUGACCGAGGAAGACAGAGAAAGGCUAAAGGAGGAGUUAAAAGUCCAGGAAGAGCAAACUGCAGAAUUUUCUAGAAGAGUGGCUGACAUACAGUUGCUGCUUCAGAGUAAUGAGAAACCACUUGAACUGCAGGUCAUGGAGUCCUCUGUCCUGAACAAGGUGAAAGAUGUAAAAAUACACGUUACAGGGGAAUCCAAUAGCUAUGUGCCCAGUGGAAGCACAGCUGAGCUGAGAGAGGAUCUGGACCAGGCCAAGACCCAGAUGGGGAUGACUGAGUCCCUCCUGAAUGCCUUGUCUCCUUCCGACAGCCUGGAGAUCUUCACGAAGCUUGAGGAAAUCCAGCAGCAGAUCUUUCAGCAGAAGCACAGUAUGACGGUCCUGGAAAAUCAAAUAGGGUGCCUGACUCCCGAGCUCUCCGAACUGAAAAGACAAUAUGCAAGUGUCAGCAAUUUAUUUAAUACCAAAAAGAAUGCUCUGCAGGAUCACUUUGCCACGUUCUUGAAUGAGCAGUGUAAGAACUUUAAUGACUGGUUCAGCAACGUCAAAGCGAAUCUUAAGGAGUGUUUUGAUCCACCAGAAACAAAACUGAGCAUGGAACAAAAGCUGCAAAAACUUUCUGAUUUCUUGACUCUUGGAGGAGGAAAUAGUAAAAUGCAGCAGGUGGAGACCAUUCUACAGCACGUGAAGAUGCUCUUACCCAAAGCUCAUGUGAAAGAGCUUGACAGCUGGCUCAGGAGUCAAGAACUGGAAUUAGAAAACAUGGAAUCCAUUUGCCAGGCCCGAGCAGGGGAACUGAGUAACUCCUUUCAGCAGCUACUGAGAUUGGAAGAUGACUGCAGAAGUCUGAGUAAGUGGUUGACUAAUCAAGAAGAGAAUUGGAAAGAAAUGGAAGCCUCAGGAGAGAGAACGGAUCUGUUCUCCCAGGUGUUAUCGAGGAAGAGGGAGCAGUUUGAGACUGUGGCCCAGCUGAGUGACUCUCUGAAGGAGCAUGGACUCACCGAGGAAGACGAGACAAUCAAAGAAGCCGCACAUCUGAUUGAUAGAUACCAGGCUUUAUUGAGACAAUUACAUGAAAUUGAGGAAGAGGAUAAGUUACCAGCUGCCGAAGACCAGAGCUUUAAUGAUCUUGCCCAUGAUGUAAUUCACUGGAUAAAAGAGAUUAAAGAGUCCCUUAUGGCUUUGAAUUCAUCAGAAGGCAAAAUGCCACUCGAAGAAAGAAUCCAAAAAAUAAAGGAAAUCAUUGCCCUGAAGCCUGAAGGGGAUGCUAAAAUCCAGAUGGUAAUGAGACAAGCGGACCACUGUGAGGCCCCGCUGACUCAGGAGACCCUUACGGACCUCAGCAACCAGUGGGACAACACGCUCCACCUAGCCAACACGUACCUAAGCCAUCAAGAAAAGCUUGUACUAGAAGGAGAAAAGUAUUUGCAGAGUAAGGAGGACCUGAGGCUGAUGCUCACAGAACUGAAGAAGCAGCAGGAAGCAGGCUUUGCUCUACAGCCUGGGUUGCCAGAGAAGCAAACCCAGUUAAAAAUUUAUAAGAAAUUCCUCCAGAAAGCCCAGGAUUUGACAUCCUUGCUAGAGGAGCUAAAAUCUCAAGGCAAUUACCUUUUGGAGUGCACUAAAAAUCCUAGCUUCAGCGAGGAGCCGUGGCUGGAAGUAAAGCACCUGCACCAGAGCCUUCUCCAGCAGCUCCAGGAUUCUGUGCAAAAGUUAGAGAGUCAUGUUCAAGAACACAGUUCAUACCAGGUUUGUCUCACAGACCUAAACACCACACUGGAUGAUAUCUCCAAGGACUAUUUCAGUCUUUGUGAUGGAUCUAAGGACCAAAUAAUGGUUAAGGAGAGAAUGCAGAAGUUACAGGAACUGGAGAGCAGGCUCCACUUCCAAGGCGCUGCAUUAAAGGAGGCCUCUGCCUUAGCAGAGUCCAUCAAGCAGAAUACGUCUUCAGUGGGACAGAAGAUGAUUAAAGAUGACAUCGAAUCACUUAAGGAUAAACAAAAGGAUUUGGAAGACAGAAUUGAAUCUGCCAAGCAGGAGACUGAAAACAAUCUCAACAGCAUCCUUAAAUCCGAAAGCUCGACAGAAAAACAUGUAAAGUUUUCUCUGCCGGGUGAAGAGAUGCCGGCCACUUCUGAGGUGCCCAAGCCUACUCAGGAGUCGGCAGUAGUGGGCGAGUCAGGGGGAGACCAGGAAACAAACACAAACUCAGCUGUGGAAAUGAUUUUGUCAAAACAACUUUCUCUCAAUGUUCAAGAAAGCAUGCAAAACGCCCAAGAUGAGCGGGAAGUCAAUGAGCUGCAGAAUCAACCUUUAGAAUUGGACAUUAUGUUAAGAAAUGAACAAUUAAAAAGGAUGGAGGAAUUAUAUACCCACUUGGAAGCAAGAAAAGCAGCCACUGAACUUCUGAAACAGUCGCAGCCUCUCAACCAAGCAGAAGAGCAAGCCUCAGGUCUGCCCACUGACGGAUCUUCAGUGUGCCACUUGGGCAGGCUGCAGCAGGAGCUUCUCACCUUGAAGGAAAUUAAAGAAAGGCAGUAUGACCUCCUUAACGGUUUUCAAGACCAGCUGCUUGUGGCCGAAGCCUCACUGAACACCUUCUCGACAGAAGUGGAAAACCUCAAAGUAGGCUCGCUAGACAGUGCAGCCUAUCUGGGGAAAAUCAAGAAGUUCCUGGAAUCAGUGGAAAAACAGAAAGACUCACUAAGCAAGCUUCACAUAGAGUGGGCACAUUUAUCCAGCCUCCUGUCGGCCGCAGAUCAGAAGCUGGUGGAGAGCCAAAUGAAGCAACUUGAACAUGGGUGGGAACUUGUGGAGCGGUUGGCUCACAGGAAGUGUUUCCAGCAAGCCACAGAACACAGCGAACUCACCUGCCUCCUGAAGAAGGCCCAGGACCUCAAGGUUUCUCUGCAUGAGCAGCAACAGCGCCUGAUGCCAAGUCUGAACCGUCCAGAACAACAGAUGGGGAUGAGGGACAUGGUCACUCCAGCUGCUGAGCUCCAGGCAAUCAAGUAUGAGUUUUCGGAUUUAAAGCGGCAAGCUGAGCUUCGCAUAAAGAGGCUUUGGGGAGAAAAGGAUAAGAAAACUCUGGAAGAUGCAAUAAAUAAUUUGAGUAAGCAACUGGAUGCAUUGGAGCCUCUAAACCGAGAGGUAGAAAAUCGGGUUAAAAAGUGUGACUUACAGAACAGGAUAAAGGAGAUUCUGUCCUGGGUCAAGAACACGCUGGCGGAGCUCAUGAUUCCCAUCGCCCUUCUCCCUGACAACAUCCUUUCUCAGAUCAGAAGGUGCAAGCUGAUUCACGAUGACAUUCUGGCUAAGCAGCAGGCUGUGGAGUUGCUGGUGGAAGAGGUCAGAGGCAUCAUCCCUAGCCUUGCAGAAUGUGAGAGUGAUGGUUUAAAUACUCCCCUGGAGGAUUUACAGAACCAACACCAAGCACUGCUUUUGAGAUCAACUGAGAGGUCCCAGCAACUAGAACUGCAGUUGGAAGAAAGAAGCCAAUUGUUUGCAAUUAUAAGAAAGGCUCAGCUCACGCUUGAAGAAAGUGAAACACUGAUGUCUCCCACGAGGGAGAGAGCCUCCACAGAAGCCGAGCUGGAGCGUCGCCAUGCUGUCUUGAAGGCAUCCCAAGAGCAGCUGCAAGACAUGGAGAGCGCAAUCUCAGCACAUCUUCAGGAACUUACAAAUGCCUACAAGGAUGCAAACAUGUUUGAGAAAUUGUUUCUGGAUGAUCAGUUAAAAUAUCUCAAAACAAGGACCAACAGAAUGCAGAGAUCCCUUCAGAAUAACCGUGAUGAACUCAAGCACAAGAUCAAGUCUUACAGAGAAUUCCAUGAAAAAGCAGCAGUGCUUGAGAAAGAGGUUGAGAGCAUCCAGAACGGUGGACUUCUCCCGCUCCAUCAAGAGCUGAAGCAGGAUGCUAAAGAGCAGCUCAGUAAUCUUAGAGACAAGCUGGCUGCUAUUCGAGGCAGUAUCUCACAAGUGUUGACAUCUGAAGAAGUGUUUGACUCUAUAGGGCUAAGCUGGGACGGUUCACUGCUUGAACGGUUACAGACCCAAGUGCUUGAAAGGGAGAGGGAAGUGGAAGAAAAAAUCAAGCAGCUGGACACAUUUUUAAUAGCAAGGGACAGAUACCAAGCAUCCCUAAGUAAGAUAAGGGCUGUGGAUUUGCAAAUUAAGAAAGAGGCUGAAUCACUGCUGAGAGCCUCCAGUAUGUCACCAGAAAGCACCCUGCUCAAUGCACACACUUUGAUUCGGAAAAUUGAAAAAUCCAAACGCUGGCAUGGUGAGAUAAUCAGGAAAUUAAGCAAAAACGAGGCUUUUGAUGACUCGUUCAAAGAGAGCGAGAUGCGGCAGCUAGAGCUAAAUGCACAAGAGAAUUCUAGGCUUCAAGAGGAUCUCCAGAGCAUGCUGCUAGAACUACAACCAAAAGAAAUGCGUGAAAAGGAGUUCCAGGAGAAGCUAGAAAAUGCCCUGCGUGUUUUAAAGCAAAUAAAGUCUCGGUUACAGCAGCCUUUAUGUGUAAAGUUGGGGGUUCAACAUAUUCAACAUGAGAAGGAGAUUUGGGAAGCAUUUGGCGAGCAAGUUGAGGCAGAGAUGUGUGGUCUUAGAGCCGUGAGGGUUACUGGGGAGCAAGGAGAAGAAAACGCUCCUGGAACCAGUGGCAUGGAGGCAAAAUUACAGGACAUUGAAGGUCUUCACAAGGAGCUUAGUGAAAGCAUUGAUCUACACACAGAUGUCCUGACCAGUGCCUAUGAAAGUGCUACCUGCUAUGACGACACAGUCGCCGGGGCGGCAAGGAUUGUCACAUCCCUGGAAGCCAUGCUUCUAUCACACAGAGUAGACCUUCACAAUCCCAAAGAGUCACUGGAGCUGGCGCGCUUUAAACAAGAGGAAUUGCAAUCAGUAGUAGCUGAUUUACAGAGCCUCACCGAGACAUUGGGGGCUAUCUCCAGCCCCGAGGCCAAAGAGCAACUUCAUUGCACUUUACAAGCACUAGCAGCUAAGAAUUCCGCCUUGAAGGCUGGGCUGGAAGCCCAGGAGGCCGAGGACGACAGGUGCCUGGAGAAUUACAAAUGCUAUAGAAAAAUGAAAGAAGAAAUUUGCUCUCGGCUCAGGAGAAUGGAGACAGAUCUCAGACAGUCCAUAUCCCCGUUGCCCAGGUCUUACAAAGAAGCCUUAGCGCGCCUGGAGCAGAGCAAGGCGCUAACAUCAAAUCUCCUGUCGACCAAAGAAGACUUAGUGAAACUCCGUCAGCUCCUCAGUCACCUGAGACGCAGGUGCACAGAAAAUGAUGUCACGUGUGUGCUUGGAGUGGCCUCUGUUCUGUGGGAGAAGUGGCUGAGUUUGCUGGAAGCCGCCAGAGAGUGGCAUCAGUGGAGUGGAGAGCUGAAGAGAGAGUGGAAGUUCAUCAUUGAGGAGAUUGAGCGAGAAGCAAUAAUUUUAGAGAAUCUUCAGGAGGACCUUCCAGAAAUUUCCAAAACAAAGGACGCAGCUCCCACAGAGGAACUCUGUCAGCUGUUGGAUUCUCUACGCCAGCAUGAGGAGAUCGUGGAGAAGCAGCAGCAGCUGCUGGCCCUGCUUCUACAGCGUGUAAGGAUUGUCCAGAACAUUCCUGAAGGCACUGAGACUGGGGAAACCAUCCCGGCACUUCAGGAGAUUAAGUCUAUGCAAGAACGGUGCGACAGGCUUCUUCAGGCAGUUCAAAAGAAUAAGGACCCCAUCCAGGUGGAACUCCAGGCACGGCAUUCUUUCAUAAAGGAGAUAAAAGAUGUGAAGUGUUUAUUUGAGCAGAUCUCAACUUCUUUCCCAAACUUGGCAUGGGAAGGCCAUCCAGGAAGGGCAGAACAGUUUGAGGAGCUGCGGAGCAUUCUUCAGAAAGGCAAGCUGACUUUCCAGAGCAUUAUGGAAAAACUGCGAAUCAAGUAUUCCGAGAUGUACAGCAUAGUCCCUGCAGAGAUCGAAUCCCAGGUGGAAGAAUGCAAGAGUGCCCUAGAAGAUGCCGAGGAGAAGAUGAGCAGUGAAGUCUCAAAGAGUUCACCUUCAAGUGUCAUGAGGAAGAAAAUAGAGAGGAUUAACAACGGGCUUCAUUGCAUUGAAAAAAUGCUGCAACAGAAAAGCAGAAACAUUGAGGAAGCUCACGAAAUCCAAAAGAAAAUAUGGGAUGAGCUGGACCUCUGGCAUGCCAAGCUGAGUGAGCUGGACUCUGAAGUUCAGGACUUCGUUGAGCAGGACCCAGGACAGGCUCAGGAAUGGAUGGAUAACUUGAUGGCUCCCUUCCAGCAACAUCAACAAGUAUCCCAGAGAGCAGAAUCCAGAACCUCGCAGCUUAACAAGGCCACAAUCAAGAUGGAAGAAUACAGUGAUCUUCUGAAAAGUACAGAGGCCUGGAUAGAAAAGACCAGUCAUUUGCUGGCCAAUCCUGCCUGCUAUGACUCUUCAAGGACCCUGAGCCACCGGGCCAGCACCCUCCAGAUGGCUCUGGAAGAUUCUGAGCAGAAACACAGCCUUCUACAUUCCAUUUUCACUGAUCUAGAAGAUCUGUCAAUCAUUUUUGAAACGGAUGACUUAAUCCAGACCAUCCACGAGUUAAGUGACCAGGUGGCAGCUUUGCAGCAACAAAUAGUGGAGGCCCUCCCACACGUCCAGCAGGUGGCAGAUGAUGUGGUUGCGAUCGAGUCUGAAGUUAAAUCAAUGGAGAAAAAGGUUGCAAAGAUCAAAGCUAUUCUGUUAUCCAAAGAAAUAUUUGAUUUUCCACCUGAAGAACAUCUCAAGCAUGGGGAGGUCAUACUUGAAAACAUCCAUCCCAUGAAAAAAACCAUUGCGGAAAUAAUGACUUACCAAGUGGAACUGAGGCUGCCCCAGACUGGAACCAAACCCCUGCCUGUGUUUCAGAGGACAAGCCAGCUUUUACAAGAUGUGAAACUCUUGGAAAAUGUGACUCAGGAACAAAACGAGUUACUGAAGGUUGUCAUAAAGCAGACCGCGGAAUGUGAUGAAGAAAUAGACAGUCUGAAGCAGGUCUUAGCUAACUACUCAGCUGAGUUCCCCCCUGAACACGUGUCGCAGGACCAAGUGGCCGACCUGCCGUCAUUGCAGGGAGAGAUCGAAGGGUUGGAAAAGCAGAUUCUGAAUCUAAACCAGAAAAAGGAGGAUCUGUUAGUGGACUUGAAGACUGCUGUACUGAACCUUCAUGAGCACCUGAAGCAAGAACAGCAAGAAGUAGGAGAUAAGCCCUCUGCAGGCACCUCAGAGUGUACAGUGGCGGAGAGGGAUGCUUCAGAGAGGAAGCUGAACAGAACAAACUCCAUGUCUUUCCUGCCAGUGGUCAAGGAGGAGGCGGAAGAAAGCUCCGUGAAGAGUGAAGAUGGACACAGGAGAACAGAGCCACCAUCUGCAUCCUGGUCUCUUCUGGGGAAGCACAGCAAGGAUCUGGAGGGCGAUGGGGCGUCCUCCUCCUCAGCCACCAUUGUGCAGGACACUGAUGGGAGAAUUAGCACCUGUGACAGUUCCAUGGUGCACAUCAUCGCACCAGACACAGGAAGCACUGAGCGAGGCCCAGAACCAUCCCCGAGGCUCAGCCAAACCGAAGAGGGUGCCACACCCCCCAUUGAGGCUGCACUCUUGGACUUUCCUCGAGAACAAGGAUCUUCUGAGGCCGCAGUGGAGAGGAGUAGGCCUCAGCCUGCAGACGUCCUCAGUGUCUGCAAGACCCAGGUGGCCAAGCUGGAGCAGUGGCUGCUACAAGCCAACGUGGCGUUCGAGCCGGAAACCGUAGAUGCAGACAUGCAGCAGGUGGUGGAAGAGGAGCUGGCUGGGUGCCAGGCUAUGCUGACAGAGAUUGAGUACAAGGUCGCCUCUCUGUUAGAGACUUGCAAAGAUCAGGGUCUGGGAGACUGCGGAACCACUCAACACGAGGCCGAAGCCCUUUCCUGGAAACUCAAGACUGUGAAGUGCAACUUGGAAAAGGUCCAGGUGAUGCUUCAGGAGAAGUACAGUGAGGACCAGCAUCCCUCCACUCUUAAGAAACCGUCAGAGCCCCACGCUGCCGACCAGCCAGCUAGCCUGUGUGAGCUUGAAUCCAUCAUAACUGAAAGGCCACAGUUCAGCAGACAGAAGGACAUCCCCCGGCCACAGAUUCUGGAGUUAAAACCAUCAGAGCAGAAAGAUUUAAUCCUGUUCACUGAAUUGAACUUGAGGAAAACAUGGCUGCAAUGCGACCGAGAGGAUGAAGGGGCAAAUCAGCAAUCAGCUUCCAGCAACAAGGUCCCUAGUCCUGGAAAUGCAGCUUCAGAUUCAGCCUUGCCACCUCAGGGCCAGAGUGGUGACAGAUGGCAAUAUCUUCACCAUGAACUAACAUCAAGACCAAAUCCCGCUGUGCCUCAGCUCGUGGAGCCUCAGGUGGCCAUAACUAUGAGUACGUUGCCCAGUGUGAGCAUGUAUAACUUUAGAUGCCCUACAGCUGACGAACUGCAAGCUUAUACCACCCAACUUGAAGAGCUGCGUCAAGACGCAAACACUAUUCAGACGCAGGGAAGUAAGACACAAGAAACGUACAUCAAUUUGGAUAAAAGAUUAUUUGAACUCUUUCUGAGCCUCAGUCGGUGCCUGGGCAGUGUGGAAGAGCUGCUGCAGAGGCCUGGGCUGCUCCGAGAGGAUGUGUCUGCUCAGCAGGUGUUCUUCCAGAAACUGGCUCUUGAGCUGAAGAAACUUUAUUUAGCUCUGGGAGACAAGAAGGAUGAUCUUCUGAGGGCUGUGACUUGGCCUGGCAAGGAUGCCACGUUGCUACCAGAGUGUAUCGAUGCUUUGAAAGCCAGCCUGGAGCGUGCGCAGAGCAGAGCUGCCUGGAAAGGCUCAUCCCUGAAGGCCGGCCUUGACCACAACCACAGCUACCAGAAUGAAGUAAAGCGAUUAUACAACCAACUCGUGCAGAGGAAGACGGCGUUACAGCAGUCUUUGAACGAAAUCAGUGGGCAGAGUGUUGGCAAACAGCUUCAGAAAGCAGAUGUGCACACAGCAGAGCUGCAGAACUCCGAGAGGCAAGUCGCCAAACUAAGAAACGAAGGGGAGAGGCUCCGGUUCCCUCAUGUUUUACUCCAGGAUGUUUACAAGUUAGAGGAUGCUCUUGACAGUAUGUGGGGAAUCCUGAGGGCCAGAUACUUAGAACUCAGCAGCCUCUCCAAGAACCAGCAGGCCUUGCUUCAAGGCAUGGCGGAGCUAGUCAGUAUUGGAAAAGAAAAGCUUGCCACUGACCCUCUACAACAUGCCAAGAGUAAAGCUGCUUUGCAGGCCCAAUUACAAGAUCACAAGGGGUUUUUCCAGAAGCUUGUUGCUGACAUGUUGUUGAUUCAAGCCUAUCCGGCAACAAUGUUUCCACCUUCGUUACAAAAGGGAGAGGGAUUUGGAGCAGAGCAAGUGGCAGAAGUGAGAGCCCUGGAGGAAGAGGCCUGCCUGCGCGGUGCACAGCUUCAGAGCAUGCUGCAGAAAUGGGAAGAAUUUGACAAUAACUGUGUGUCUCUUGAGAAAGACCUGGAAGUUCUCGUCUCUUCGCUGCCCUCUGUGAGUUUGGUGGAAGAGACGGAAGAGAGAUUGCUGGAAAGGAUUUCAUUUUACCAGCAAAUAAAAAGAAACAUUGAUGGAAAGCACGCUCGGCUCUGCCAAACCUUGAAUGAAGGCAGACAGCUGGCAGCAUCUGUGAGCUGUCCUGAGCCAGAGGGCCAGAUCACAAAGCUGGAAGAGCAGUGGCUGUCUCUCAACAAGAGAAUCGACCAGGAGCUCCACCGACUGCAAACCCUUCUCCAGCAUCUUCUCAGUUACAAUAGAGAUUCAGACGCACUAACCCGGUGGCUGGAGUCUGCUCAGCAUACUUUGAAUUACUGGAAAGAACAAUCCCUCAACGUGUCCCAGGACCUGAAUACAAUCAGAAGCAACAUAGACAGAUUUUUUAAAUUUUCCAAGGAAGUCGAUGAGAAGUCCUCCCUGAAGUCCGCAGUCAUGAGUACCGGGAACCAACUUCUCCACCUGAAAGAGGCAGACACGGCCACACUGAGAGCCUCUUUAGCACAGUUUGAACAGAAGUGGACAGUGCUCAUAACUCAGCUUCCAGACAUUCAAGAGAAACUUCACCAGCUUCAGAUGGAGAAAUUGCCGUCCCGAGAAGCAAUCUCUGAGAUGAUCACCUGGAUGAACAUCGUGGAGCCUCAGGUGGCGGGUGAGGAUGCUGAGCUCCCGCGGAGUUCUGCAUCUCAGGUGAAACAUCUUCUGCAGAAGCUCAAGGACUUCAGAAUGGAAAUGGACUACAAGCAGUGGAUAGUCGACUUUGUUAAUCAGUCACUGCUUCAGCUAAGCACCUGUGACGUAGAAAGCAAGCGCUAUGAAAGGACGGAGUUUGCGGAGCAUCUGGGGGAGAUGAACCGCCAGUGGCAGCGAGUGCACGGAACCCUGAAUAGAAAGAUACAAUAUUUGGAACAGCUUUUGGAAAGUGUCACUGAGAAUGAAAACAAAAUACAGAAUUUGAACAGCUGGUUGGAGGCACAGGAAGAACGGCUGAAGAUGCUACAAAAACCUGAAAGUGCUGUCUCCAUGGAGAAGCUGCUACUGGACUGCCAGGAUAUAGAAAAUCAGCUUGCCAUGAAAUCUAAAGCUCUGGAUGAGUUGAGACAAAGUUCUCUGACAAUGGAUGGUGGAGACAUGCCGUUGCUAGAGGACAUGGUGUCUGGAAUUGAUGAGCUGUUUCAAAAGAAGAAUAAUGUGACCAGCCAGGUCCACCAGCUCAGAACCUCUGUGCAGUCAGCGCUGCAGGAGUGGAAGACCUGUGACAAGCUCUACGAUGAGACCAGCAUGAGGACAACCCAACUCAUGUACUCCAUGGAGCACAGCAAGCCUGUGGUUUUAUCAUUGCAGGCCUUGGAGUGCCAGGUUCAGAACCUUGAGGCCCUUCAGGAUGAAGCUGAGAGUGGGGAACGGAGCUGGGAGAAACUGCAGGAGGUCAUUUGCAGGCUCAAAGAUUCCUGCCCCUCCAUUGCUGGCAUAAUUGAAGAGAAGUGCCAGGAUGCUCAUUCGAGGUGGACCCAGGUGAACCAAGACCUCGCAGACCAGUUGCAGGAGGCCCGUGGUCAGCUGCAGCUCUGGAAGGCUCCUCACAACACUCACAUAGAAUCGGCAGGCUGGCUGCAGCAGCAGGAAGCCAAGUUCCAACAGCUCGCCAACACCAAUAUGACAGGAAACAACCUGGCAGACAUCCUGCCACGGGCCCUGAAGGACAUAAAGGGGCUGCAGCGUGACCUGCAGAAGACCAAAGAGGCCUUCCUUGAAAAUUCCACCCUUUCAGAUCGGCUGCCACAGCCCGCAGAUUGCAGCACCACUGGGCUCCAUUCUGGACAGCGGCACUCCCUCCAGACAGCUGCGUAUUUAGAAAAAAUGCUGCUGGUGAAAUCAAAUGAGUUUCAGAUUGUUCUGGCACAGUUUAAGGAUUUUUCGGACCGGCUGGCAUAUUCAAAAGACCUUAUUAUGCAUGAGGAAGAAAAUUUGAAUAAACUUUACCACGAAGAGAAAGAAGAAGUUCCUAACCUGUUCCUGAACCAUGUGCUGGCACUGACAGCCCAGUCACCUGACAUUGAACGCUUGAAUGAAGAGAGCCUUAGGCUCCCCCUCAGUGAUAUAACAAUAAAAACAUUACAGAACGUGAACCGGCAGUGGAUCCGGGCCACGGCCACAGCGUUGGACCACUACAGCAAACUUCAGGGAAAUGGGUUGAAUGAAAAGUUCCUUCAUUACUGUGAAAAAUGGAUCCAAGUUCUGGAGAAGAUCCAAGAGUCACUUGCAGUGGAUGUGGCCCACAGCCUCCCUGCUCUCCUGGAGCAACAGAAAACCUAUGAGAUAUUAGAAGCUGAAGUGUCUAUAAACCAGACAGUUGCUGAUGCUUACGUGGCCCAGUCCUUACAACUCCUGGACACAGCAGAAAUAGAGAAGAGACCAGAAUUUGUCUCGGGAUUCUCAAAACUGUCAGACCAAUGGCAGAGGGCUGCCCGGGGUGUUCAGCAGAGGAAGUGUGACAUCAGCAGGCUGGUGACACAGUGGCGGUUCUUUACCACCUCUGUGGAGGACUUGCUCCGGUUCCUCACUGACACCGGCCACCUACUGUCUGCAGUGAAGGAGCAGGAAUGUUACAGCCUCUGCCAAACCAGGCGCCUAAUCCACGAGCUGAAGAGCAAAGAGAUCCACGUUCAGAGGUGGCGAACAACCUACGAACUGGCCUUGGAAGCUGGGGAGAAGCUACGGGACACAUCCAACCCAGAAACUAGAGAAUUCAUAGACAGACAAACCAGCAGGCUUCAGGACACCUGGAGGGACACUGAGCUUAGCCUGGGAGAGAUGAUCAGCCGGCUUCAGAGCACCGCAGAGACCUGGGACCAGUGUAAAAAGAAAAUCAAGAAGCUGAAAAAAAGGCUGCAAGUUCUGAAAGCACAAAGCAGAGAUCCCCUUCCUGAACUCCACGAGGCCCUCCAUGAAGAGAAAGAGCUGACUAAGGAAGUAGAGAACUCUCUGGCUAACUGGACACACAGCUUGAAAGAACUUCAAACUAUGAAGGCCGACUUGAGCCAGCACAUCCUGGCGGAGGACGUGACAGUUCUGAAGGAGCAGAUCGAGCUUUUGCACAGACAAUGGGAGGACCUCUGCCUGAGAGUGGCUAUCCGCAAGCAGGAGAUUGAAGACAGACUCAAUUCAUGGAUCGUGUUCAAUGAGAAAAAUAAAGAACUGUGUGCUUGGCUGGUCCAGAUGGAAAACAAAGUUCUACAGACAGCAGAUGUCAGCAUUGAAGAAAUGAUUGAAAAGUUACAGAAAGACUGUAUGGAAGAAAUCAGCUUGUUCACAGAGAACAAGCUGCAGCUGAAGCAGAUGGGUGACCAGUUGAUCCAGGCCAGCAGCAAGGCCAAGGCGACUGAGAUGGAGGAGAAGCUCAGCAAGAUCAACGACCGCUGGCAGCAUCUUUUUGACGUCAUCGGAUCAAGAGUGAAGAAGCUGAAGGAGACGUUUGCUUUCAUUCAGCAGUUAGACAAAAACAUGAGCAACCUUCGCACCUGGUUGGCUCGCAUCGAGUCUGAGCUCUCCAAGCCAGUUGUCUACGACGUCUGUGAUAACCAGGAGAUCCAGAAGAGGCUUGCUGAACAGCAGGAUCUGCAGCGAGAUAUUGAACAACACAGUGCUGGGGUGGAGUCUGUGUUCAAUAUCUGUGACGUCCUUCUGCAUGACUCUGACGCCUGUGCCAAUGAGACAGAGUGUGACUCAAUCCAGCAGACCACCAGGAGCCUGGACAGGCGCUGGAGGAACAUUUGCGCCAUGUCAAUGGAGCGGCGCAUGAAAAUCGAGGAGACCUGGCGGCUGUGGCAGAAGUUUCUAGAUGACUAUUCCCGCUUCGAGGACUGGCUCAAGUCUGCCGAGAGGACAGCAGCUUGCCCUAAUUCCUCUGAGGUGUUGUAUACAAAUGCCAAAGAGGAGCUGAAGCGGUUCGAGGCCUUUCAGCGGCAGAUUCAUGAAAGACUGACCCAGCUGGAGCUCAUCAACAAACAGUACCGGCGGCUGGCUCGAGAGAACCGCACUGACACAGCCAGCAAGCUGAAGCAGAUGGUGCAUGAGGGCAACCAGCGUUGGGACAAUCUGCAGAAGCGGGUCACAGCCAUCCUACGGAGACUCAGGUACUUCACCAAUCAGAGGGAAGAGUUUGAGGGCACCAGGGAGAGCAUUCUGGUUUGGCUCACGGAAAUGGACCUGCAGCUGACCAACGUAGAACACUUCUCAGAGAGUGAUGCCGAGGACAAGAUGCGCCAACUGAACGGCUUCCAACAGGAGAUCACACUGAACACCAACAAGAUUGACCAGCUCAUCGUGUUUGGGGAGCAGCUCAUCCAGAAGAGUGAGCCCCUGGACGCCGUCCUGAUCGAGGAUGAGCUGGAGGAGCUGCACCGCUACUGUCAGGAGGUGUUCGGCAGAGUGUCUCGCUUCCACCGCCGCCUGACCUCCCACACCCCGGGCUUAGAUGAUGAGAAGGAGGCGUCUGAGAACGAGACCGACAUAGAAGACCCCAGGGAGAUCCAGGCUGACUCUUGGCGCAGGAGGAGAGAGAGCGAGGAGCCCACAUCUCCCCAGUCACUGUGUCACCUUGUGCCCCCGGCUCUGGGACACGAGCGGUCUGGCUGUGAGACCCCCGUCAGUGUGGACUCUAUCCCUCUGGAGUGGGAUCACACAGGUGAUGUGGGGGGAUCAUCUUCUCACGAAGACGACGAGGAGGGCCCAUUCUACAGCGCACUGUCAGAUGUAGAAAUCCCUGAAAAUCCUGAGGCUUAUCUUAAAAUGACCACAAAAUCUUUGAAAGCAUCUUCUGGUAAAUCCAUUUCUGAGGGCCACCCGUGGCAUGUUCCCGACAGCCCUUCCCAUUCCAAGCAUCACUACAAACACAUGGAAGGUGACAGGACUGUGGCACCGGUCCCCGCAGAUGCCAGCACACCUUACAAACCAGCCUAUGUGAAGCUGCUAUUACAUCAAGGCACCGAUGACAGCAAAGAAGGCUUAAAGGAGGCUCACCAGGAAGAUGAGCAGCUGGCCACUUUAACCGGACAGCAGCCAGGUGCCUUUGACAGGUGGGAGCUGAUUCAAGCACAGGAGCUUCACAGCCAGCUCAGGUUAAAACAGAACAUGCAGCAGCUGAAUUCUGAUAUCGGCAGCAUCAUGGCGUGGCUUGAAAAAACUCAAGCAGAGUUGGAAGCUCUGAAGCUGGCAGAGCCUCCCUCCAAUAUCCAGGAAAUGGCACUCAGGGUGAAGAGACUGCAAGAGAUACUAAAAGCCUUCGAUACCUACAAGGCCUUAAUGGUCUCCGUCAAUGUGAGCCACAAAGAAUAUCUGCCAAGCCAGAGCCCUGAAGCCACAGAACUCCAAAACAGGCUCCAUCAGCUGAGCCUGUCCUGGGACUCAGUCCAGGGCGUAAUGGACAGCUGGCGAGGAGACUUACGACAGUCACUCAUGCAGUGCCAGGAUUUUCACCAACUGAGUCAAGACUUGCUUCUGUGGCUAGCGAGUGCAGAGAGCCGCAGGCAGAAGGCGCAUGUCACCAGCCCAGAGGCUGACUGCCAGGUCCUCCUGGAGUGUCAGAAAGAGUUAAUGUGCCUGGAAAAGGAGUUGAUAGCCUGUCAGCCUCAAGUCAGCUCCUUGCAGGAGAUCUCCUCCAGCCUUCUGGUUAAGGGGCAUGGAGAAGACUACAUUGAGGCCGAAGAGAAGGUCCACGUAAUUGAGAAGAAACUCAAACAGCUGCGAGAGCAAGUGGCUCAAGAUCUGAUGUCCUUGCAGGGAAGCCUGAAUCCAGACGCCUCUUUGACCAGCUUUGAUGAGGUGGACUCCGGGACACAGCUUCCAGCAGCCUUUGCAAAGUUUGGAGAAGAAGAGGAAGAGGAAGAGGGAGAGGAGGCAGACAGCAGGAUGCCCCCCCUCAACAGCCCCAGCAGCUCCCAGCCAAGGCGCUCCUUCCUCUCGAGGGUGAUCAGGGCAGCCCUGCCACUGCAGCUGCUCCUGCUGCUGCUGCUGCUCCUGGCCUGCCUGCUGCCUGCCUCUGAAGAUGACUACAGCUGCACCCAGGCCAACAACUUUGCCCGCUCCUUCUACCCCAUGCUGCGGUACACCAAUGGGCCGCCUCCCACCUAGAGGGUUCCGCCACCUGCAGUGUCCACAGCCUGCUGGCCACAGGGCUCAGCUCGUGACUCUCAGCCUUGACACGGUCCAGGGACUUCCUGCAGACACCUCCCUCCUCUUGUCCAAGUGGACUCUGGGAGCCCCGGGACAUCUCAGACAAGACGUCCUUCUGCUGGGACAGAGAAUCAAGUACAACAGGACCUGGCAUUCAAAUAAAGUUACUAGAUGGGUUCAGAGAACUCCAGAAAAGGGAGGGGUGCUUCCGAAGAGCCACACGCUUCGGAAAACACUGUUUUUGUAGCACAGCCUGUAAGGCCCAUGAACAAUGAUGUUCAGCACAUAAAUGAACUAUACUCAAGAAGCUAGUAGGCCCCUACCUUAGCAAUGGUUUGGGAAUUCCUGUGCACUGAGCUGAUUGGUUGAUUCAAAUACAUUUUAAAUAUUUAGAAUCAAUUUUCCUCCAAUCAGCUAGUAGUCUAUACUUCCCUGGUUAUAAACCAAAAUCUCCCAUUCAGUACCCAGGUCAGCUCUUUUACACUGCAUUAAAAAUUUCUAAGGAAAUUUUAUUGCAUGGAUGUCAUUAUUUGUGCAUAUUUUUUAACAAUGCUGAAUCUGUGUGUAUAAUGUAAACUUUGAUUUAAACAAAGAAAACCAACAGA